AUGUAUAAUGCAAGCCUAACAUGUAACCAUGGCGAAUACUACGUGUGUCAAAAUGGGAUCUACACCCACAAAGUAAACCCGACACAGUCCCCUCUUUCCAACGAUUACCAUUCACAUAGUCCGUGCCUACGGUACGCUUCGGAAGUCUACAACCCAGCGACUUUUGAGACCCAUGACAAAACUGUCGAAGAUGAAGACUACUCCGAAGAAAGCGGCAUUACUUCGGAGCAAAUGGAGAAACUGAAAAAGUGUGCGACGGGGAAGGUAAUAAUUGACUGGGCGAAAGCUCGGAGUAACUCGAUUUGCCUGCAAACUCGUGCAGAGUUCCCGGUCUACAUGGACUAA
Phytophthora sojae is the source of this 345-nucleotide messenger RNA. RefSeq lists its product as hypothetical. The transcript has a single exon. The record is from RefSeq and is a predicted model, not a curated record. Bases 1 to 345 code for a protein of 114 amino acids. Lineage: Eukaryota; Oomycota; Peronosporomycetes; Peronosporales; Peronosporaceae.